Molecule: messenger RNA, 318 nt
Organism: Ostertagia ostertagi
Lineage: Eukaryota; Metazoa; Nematoda; Chromadorea; Rhabditida; Trichostrongylidae
Source: the annotation of a GenBank genome assembly
AUGACUUUGAUUGCACUGACUGCGAUCCUUGCUUUGCUAACUGCAAUUUCUGCGCAGGAAGAAACCAGCGCUGUAACGCCUUCAGGAGGAGGCACCUCAAGUUCGCAGGAGGAUGACCACGCGGAAAGCACCCACCAUCCCAAGACGAAUGCUGGAGCAAAGCCAAAAAGAGAAACUUCCAGCUCGGAGGAAGGCGGACACAACUCGACAGACACCACACAUCACCCCAAAAAGGCUUCUGAUAUCAAAACGAAGCGCGAAGUGUCAACUGAUGAACUCAACGCAGUGGAAAGCGCUUACAGUUCCACUAACUUUUGA